CGAAAUUUACGGUAAAUCACGACGCCGGGUCUCUCUCUAACUACCAAGCGACGGUCACUCAAGUUUGAAACAAACGGUGUAUCUCGGGGCCGUCCAAACACUUGGAUAAAGUUGGACUUUUAUUGGUGGAGCCCACGGGUACGUCAGGCCGAGCUACCGGCGUGCCACCGCACUGCCGAGGAGCUGUUGCGGGGUGAACAUCACAUCAGACGGAGUGAGUCAUCCUCUCUCCCCGCCGUGAUCCACACCGUAAAUCUAAUCAUCAAUCGGCCGUUUUCACCGCCCACCACCCCGCCGCUACAACACCGCGUCCGCUUAUAUCUGACUGAAUCCACUCGCACAUACGCAACAAAGCGGAGGCGCGGAUAAAAACGUUAAAAGUGUCGUGUUUGAAUGUUAAAGGUUAGUUGUUGUUUUUUUCUCUCUCUCUUUUCAUUCACAUUUUUCCGGGGGGAGGGGGCAGUUUCCUCGUGACGUCGAUAUGGAAUACCGCCACCACGUGACUAUGACGUCGUUCGUAUUUUGGUAAGACAUCAGGAAGUGCCGGAGAAGGCGAAGACCGAAACGCGAAAGGCUGAAGUUUCACAGACGGGUUUCGCUUUAUUUAACUACCCUUUUGUGGAUUGUCCGUAAGGAUUCCAUCGUUUAACUGUUGAAUCCGCGAAGAGCCGCCUCAAGAUGCCGAUGAUCGAAAAGCAUCUCUUCAAUUUAAAGUUUGCUGCCAAAGAACUCCAAAGAAACUCCAAGAAAUGUGACAAAGAGGAGAAAAUAGAGAAGACUAAAGUCAAGAAAGCCAUCCAGAAGGGGAAUAUGGAGGUGGCGAGGAUCCAUGCAGAGAACGCCAUCAGACAGAAGAACCAGUCUGUGAACUUCCUGAGGAUGAGCGCUCGUGUAGAUGCAGUUGCAGCAAGGGUCCAAACUGCAGUUACAAUGAACCAGGUCACAAAAUCUAUGGCUGGAGUGGUGAAAGGCAUGGAUGCCACGCUGAAGAGUAUGAAUUUGGAAAAGAUUUCAGCUCUCAUGGACAAAUUUGAACACCAGUUUGAGACUCUGGAUGUUCAGACAGCCCAAAUGGAGGACACCAUGAGCAGCACAACAACACUCACGACACCACAGAAUCAAGUGGAGUCAUUGCUGCAUGAAAUGGCCGAUGAAGCAGGAUUGGACCUGAACAUGGAGCUCCCUCAGGGACAGACAGGAUCAGUGGGUACCAGCGUCGCCUCUGCAGAACAGGAUGAACUCUCUCAAAGGCUCGCCAAACUCAGAGAUCAGAUGUGAAAGAUGACUGCAGUGGACUGGCAAUAGAGCUCUAAAAACGCCUACAAUGGCCCUUUUUGAUUGUCUGUUGGUGAUGACCUCACAGAGAUUUGCAUUGUUCUUUGGACACCUCAAACUAACAGAACUGCACGAUAUGGAAUAUAUAUGUAUUUCUUAAAAAUACAUAAUCACCAAUAAAGGAGAUCUAAUUUAACUUCAUUGUUAAUUAUGUAUAGUUAAGAACUCCAUACAUAAAAAUAAUGUGGAUCGUGGCAGUUAUUACCCUGCAUAUAAUUUAUAGGCCCAUUUCAUAUACUCAUUGUGUAUAAGCUUAAGGUUUUGGAUGAUAGUGAAAGACUGACCCCCCCCCCGCCUGCUUUACUGGUGAACAGACUUCUUGUUAUGAUUUGUUGUAUUUUACUUCUGACAAAUAUUUUGAGAAGAUACUGGAUGAUUGGCCCGUGUGUUUGUCCGGUCGUCGUGGGUGAUUUCACUAAUUUUUUUUUUUUUUUGUGGGAAGGGGUUCCAGUUUGGAGAUUACAUACAGUAGGUAAAGAAUAAAGUUUUAUAAUACUUUUAUCGCUUGCCUUUUCAAUAAAUUUAUAAUUUUCAGGAA
Molecule: messenger RNA, 1873 nt
Organism: Xiphias gladius (swordfish)
Lineage: Eukaryota; Metazoa; Chordata; Actinopteri; Istiophoriformes; Xiphiidae
Product: charged multivesicular body protein 1b
Exons: 9
Coding region: 679-1278 (199 amino acids)
Biological process (GO): late endosome to vacuole transport; endosome transport via multivesicular body sorting pathway; protein transport
Cellular component (GO): ESCRT III complex; multivesicular body
Source: RefSeq, a predicted model, not a curated record